CCGCAUAAUUAGAGAAUAGUUAUUGCAAUAUUACUGUAACCAAUCAUUGAUUAAUUACUGUCAUUAGAUUCGUCGCGAAAAGUUACACUCAACCCUGGAAAAGUUUUGCAAAUAAAUUCCAUUUAGUACUCCAUGCAUGCGAGAUUCUUUUCUAGCGCUAGAGAACCAAAUAGGACCAUUAUGUUCCUUUCAAUAGCUCUUUUCUGAAUUCCAGUGAAUCGACGUGUCAAUAUAAAAAUCCUAGUAGUAGAGUUGGUAUCUACUAUGGGCAGUCCUUUCUGUACGUGAGCAUGACUGGUUUUGCAGUAAACAAAGGUUAACCGAUUUUGGUGCCAUCGCAAUUUGUCAAACUCGAUACUCCAAACCUGCAACCUUCAUUCUGUGUUAGAUCUUAUCACUUCUGGAUCUUUUGCCAUCUCCACUUUGGACGAUUCCGCAGACAUUAUCCAACCUCCAAAAUCCCCAGUAUCAGCUCAUCCCACCCUCUGCAAGAUACCUUCCAGACCAGAACAUCUCACUUAUUUGCUGUCGCUUCUCGACCGUGAAGUGUGAACGGCAACUGCAUGAUCUCUGUAAAACGCCCUUGGGACAGGAACGGCGAUCACGAUUUCAUCCGAGAUGUCAGAUGUGACGGUCGCUGUGACUGACGCACCAACACUUUGACGCGGCAACCAUUGAUGCGGUCAGAGAAACUCAACACCACCAGCACCAUAGAGCCUACGCCGGAUCAGAAAAUUGCAAAGCUCUGCCGGCCGGAGGAGCCGGAGCGCGGCGCUGCCCGCCAAAAGCCCCAUUUGGCAGGCCCUGUCUCGCGAGACCGUUUCCUCGUCGUCCCCUUCGCAUUUCACCACGUCGCCCACUCGCCCCUGUCACGUACCAUGCGAACACCGGAGGAUGCUUCCGCGGCGCUGUCACUGCUCCGUGUAGCAGAGCCAUCACCUCCUCGUCGUUUCGAUCACGUCCUCCCAUUCAUUCCCACCAAUGGCGCCGCCGCCGUCGUCCUUGCUCCGCGACCUGCUCGUCGCUGACGGCUUCAAGAACCGUCGCAGGCCGACCGAAGGCUCUGCGCCGGCGGGCUCGAGAGCCACGAGCAUGUCGCUGCAGCAGCGGCGCCCGGGCAAGCCCGCUCGCUCGCAGUCCGACGUGCUCACCCGCAGCCGCCUGAGGGAGAUGAACGGCGAUCCAGGCGGCGGCGGGAGGGACGCUUACGGUGACGAGCGGCGGGCCGCGACCGCCACGCGGAGGUCGUCGGCGUCGCAGACGACGAGCGCGAGGAGCUACAGCAACAAGGGUGCCAGCGACAGCGGCGGCGCUGGAGACAGGAGGGGUUCUGUGUCCGCCUCUGCGGCCGCGGUGCCAGCGCUCGACGAGUCCGCGCUCACCGCGCUCAUCUCCCUGGCCGCGGGGGCCAUGAAGCGGUUCGUCAAGGACGAGGCGUUCCGCACCUCGCUGCGCGCAGGCUGCGCCUCGUGCCUCGGCGACUCCAACCACCGCGCCGUGCUGGACCUCCGCGUGCACGCGCAGACCGUCGAGCGGGCCGCCAGGGAGGACCUCGACCCGCGCGACCUGAAGCGCGCGUCCCUCAAGCUCCACGAGGUGGCGUCGCUCGACGCCGGGGGCGCGGAGGCGGUGACCGCGGCGGGCGUGCCGUACCCGCGCCUCGCCGCGUGCGCGCACGUCUACAUGUCCGCCGUCUCCAAGCUCCAGAGGCGGGACCACUCCGCCGCGGUGCACGCCCUGGAGGCCUUCUGCCUGGCGCCGCGCGAGGCGCGCACGCUCCUGCUCCCCACGCUCUGGGACAGGCUCUUCCGCUCGGGCCUCUCGCACCUCAGGACGUGGCGCGACCGCGAGUCCGCCGCGGCGAGCUCGGACGAGAGGGCGAAGGAGGUGGAGAAGACGUUCGUGGACGUGCUGGACGACGGCACGCGCCUGCUCGCGUGCUACUACAGGGACUGGCUGCUGGGGCGCACGGACGCCAUUGCUCUCCCGGAUGUCCCUGCUCCUCCGAGCACCGUCCAUGCCAGCGCGCCGAGGUGCUCGGCGUCGACGUCGUACGACAUCAGCUCGGACGUCGUGUUUAGCUCCGGGGGUUCGAGUCCGGUCAAGUUUGCGUACGAUGGCACAAUGCAGAAAUCCGAGGAAAUCGAGGAGGAAGACGAGGGGCACGCCAUGGCGGCAGAUGCAGAGGGCGUGUUCCAUGAGUACGAGGCCGGCGAAGCAAGAAGCUACCCUCCUCCCGUUCUGCAGGUUGAAGAAAGCGUGUUUACGCCUAACAACAUAGUCAAACAAACCUCUGAACCACAGGUUGAAGAUGAACCGAUCAAGGAAUCAGAUGCGUCGACAAGUUAUCGUCCGAUCUCUGACAUCUCAGCUAUCGACCUUCUAACGCUCGAGUUCUGUGAAGGGCCGCUCCAGAGCGAUUUCCUUUGUCCACUGACACGGCAGAUCUUCAUCAAUCCCGUGACAAUCGAGACGGGCCAGACAUUCGAGCGUCACGCUAUAGUGCUGUGGCUAGACAGAGGCUUCAGGACGUGCCCGGUUACAGGCCAAGAGCUCCUGAGCUCGUCGAUUCCAGACACGAACCGUGUGCUCAGACGCUUGAUCGAUAGCUGGAAGUCUGAACGCUGCAAGAAUCGCGUCUCCGGAAGCACCUGGCCUGAAGAGAAGCUGACUGUAACGGUUAUCGACAAGGUCUUCGGUUCAGCCGGCGACAUGCCUGAAAAACUCGAGAAGGCGAGGCACUUGAUGGCGAUCGGUGGUAUCGACUUUCUCCUGCACAAGUUUCAGGAAGGAGGAGAUGAGCAGCAACGUGUAGCCGAGCACCUGCUGUUUUGCAUCAGGGCUGAAGGCAGCUGCAGGAAUUACGUGGCUAUAAAGAUCGAUGGCUCAAGCGUUCUCCGGCUUCUCCAUAACAAAGUGCUUUCAGCAAGGGGAACUGCAGUGUGUCUGCUCACUGAACUGAUCUGCUUGAGAAGAAGGGAGAUGUUCGAACUGCUCCUGGGUGGAUUGGGAACAGAGUCGGUCUUGCAGGCAAUGGAUGUGCUACUGGAGCAUCUCCGAAGAUUGCCGGUCCAAGAACAAGCCCCAGUUGCUAUUCUCCUUUUGCACUUGGAUGCAUUGGUAGAGGCAAACAAAGACAGCAUGUGCAGAGAAGAAGCUGCCAAGAUCAUCACACAGUCUCUUAGAUGCUGCAUGUCCGAUGACAACGUCGUGGCGAGCACUCGGAAAGCUCUGCUGCUGUUGGCAGGGCAUUUCUCCUUCUCAGGCGACCUUCUCGCAGAGGACUGGAUGCUGAAACAAGCCGGGUUUGUGGACGCCUCACCUGAAGGCCCUAUCAAUUCCGAUGCUGUUGUACAGGACAAGGAAGCAGCCGGAAACGAGGCCUGGCUGAGGCACGCGACGGCGGCGCUCCUCGGCAGCAGCGGGGUCAGGAGGCCGUUCCUCGAUGCGCUGUCCAGGUGCCUGGGGUCCCCCGACGCCGGCCUGGUGGGCGCGUGCCUGACGACGGCGGGGUGGCUGAGCCGCUCGCUCGCGGCGUCGCAAGACGCCGACGCCACGGACACGGACACGUCCCUCGCCGCGUUCUCGGCGCUCGUCCCGCGGCUGAAGCAGUGCCUGGCCCCCGCCCGGCCGGCGCGGCACCGGGUCCUCGCCGCCGUGUCGCUCCACAACUUCAGCAAGAUCCCAGACUGCAGGGAGCUGCUGCUGCUGCUGGCCGACGGCCUGCGCGACCACCUCGCCGAUCUCGCGCAGCUGACUGGGACGGCCGGUCAGCUGUCCGCCGAACUCCAGGAACGGCAUUGACUUCCCCGCGCGCGCCGGGUCGGUCGCCGUAGCCCGUAGGGGAGCCGCCGGCGACGGGGCUCUCGUCAUCCUCGCAGGGGUGGAUUAGAUUCAUCAGCUGUACUGCUGGAAGUGUCUGAAACCCGCUGCUUUUGUUGACCCGUUCGGUCGUCAGAUACAAAACCCUUUGAAGUGAACUCGAAACAGCCUCUCCGAGAGCGACAGAGGCAGUACAGUGGCACAGUCUAUCUUCUAUUCUUCUUCUU
This is a messenger RNA of Panicum virgatum (switchgrass), 4049 nucleotides long. RefSeq lists its product as uncharacterized. NCBI's taxonomy places the organism in Eukaryota, Viridiplantae, Streptophyta, Magnoliopsida, Poales, Poaceae. Gene Ontology annotation, molecular function: ubiquitin-protein transferase activity. Gene Ontology annotation, biological process: protein ubiquitination. The transcript has 7 exons. The record is from RefSeq and is a predicted model, not a curated record. The coding region runs from base 982 to 3804 and encodes 940 amino acids.